Trichoderma asperellum CBS 433.97 is the source of this 1008-nucleotide messenger RNA. RefSeq lists its product as uncharacterized. Lineage: Eukaryota; Fungi; Ascomycota; Sordariomycetes; Hypocreales; Hypocreaceae. The record is from RefSeq and is a predicted model, not a curated record.
AUGGCUUCAAACGACAUCAAUACAUGCGCUAGACGCAUCAGCCAACACUUGGAUACCUACAACGCCAUCAAAUCCGACAUCAAUGAUCUCCGUGCUCAAAUUAUAGAGAGCAGUGGUCCCGACAAACAAAACCUUGAAGCAGUGCUUCAAAUUCGGACCCAGGAGAAGACGGAUGAAGCUCGCGCCGCCAUCAACACACAAAUCCAAAUGCUCAACCUGGUAGUUGGUUCCGGAUGGACCAGAAUUCCAUUUAAUAUCCGGACGGCGUUGAAUCGAAUCUUUUCCGGAGAUGGUCUCGCCGAAUUGCGAGAACGGUUUGAGCUGGGGCGUGACCUUGCCAUUUCUGAUAAUGGCGAAUUGGCUGGCCCCAACCCCAAUGCCUUGACACUCCUUUCUCGGCAAACAAGGGCCCAAACCCGUGCCGCAGUGAGAAGGCCACUCACUGAGAUCUCGGCAAACAUUGUUCUCGACACCCCGGCACCCAAAAGGCCUCGUCUUAACGCCCCGGAGGUUGUCCCCCCUACCCCGGCAGCCAUUCCCGCCAAUGCCUUUUCCCUCCCCGAGUCGCCAUCAAUCGGUCCCAGGCGUUCGUCCCGUCUCUCUAGCGUCCAAAAAGUCAAUUACUCUAUAACAUUGGACGACGCCGCCAGAGAGGACAGUCCUGAUGAUGUCGAAUCAGAAGGAUCAUUCAAAGACGACAUGUUGGAUAUUGACGACAUUGACGACAUGUUUGACGACUUGGAGGACGCCGACUUGGAAGAAGAUGGCCCAUCGACAGCCACAAGAAGUGUCCCAGAGACUGCCAAGUGCACGCCUUUUACCGAUGAGAAUGGGCUUCUUCGAAUCGGUCCUCAGCCAAAGGCACCAGCAAUGUACAUCAAAUGGGUACCAAGAAAAAAGGCUAUAUUUCGAAUAAAAAAUAACAGCCGACACGCUUAUAAGAGGGUAGAUCGAAAGAUCAAACAAUUGGCCUCUAUUGAUCAUGAGUCGGAGUUAGCCGCUAUUUAA